Xenia sp. Carnegie-2017 is the source of this 1120-nucleotide messenger RNA. RefSeq names its product probable serine/threonine-protein kinase DDB_G0291350. Gene Ontology annotation, biological process: protein phosphorylation. The transcript is spliced from 10 exons. Gene Ontology annotation, cellular component: cytoplasm; Golgi apparatus. The record is from RefSeq and is a predicted model, not a curated record. The coding region runs from base 135 to 1064 and encodes 309 amino acids. NCBI's taxonomy places the organism in Eukaryota, Metazoa, Cnidaria, Anthozoa, Malacalcyonacea, Xeniidae. Gene Ontology annotation, molecular function: protein serine/threonine kinase activity; ATP binding.
UGAUGAAAGUUAAAAGUCAAGAGCGCUUCCUCUGUGAUUACAAAUAAAUGAAGAAUUUGUUUUAUAAAUUAUGUAGCAAUGUCAGUUGGAAACGCCGUGAAAAUGAUUUGAAAUAAUAAAAUUACACAUUUUUAAUGGGAAAUAUUUGUACGGCGUAUUUCAUCCAUCAAUCUAUUGUCAUCAAAGGAACGAAAUACACAAUUAUUAAAGACAUUGGUGAAGGAGCUUUUUCCUAUGUACAAUGUGUGAAAGACAGAAAAGGAAAUCUGUAUGCCUUGAAAAGAGUUCGUCUACAAUUGGCUGAUCAAGAAGAGUCAUUUAUACAAGAAGUUGAAGCUCAUUAUUCGGUUGAUCAUCCCAAUGUGUUACAUCUUAUUGACUCAGAAAUUUUAAAUCAUAAAGGUGAAAAGGAAGGAAGAAUGCUCUUUCCCUAUUACAAGGAAGGCAGUGUACAAGAUAUGAUAGAGAAUGCAUUUGGUCGCUAUUAUAUUCCUGAAUUAGAUAUUUUACAUUUAUUCAAAUCACUGUGUGAAGCAGUCCUUUCAUUUCAUGAGUGUGAACCAUCAUUAGCUCAUCGUGAUAUUAAGCCCCAUAACUUACUGCUGAUGUCAAAGACGUCUGUGAUAUUAAUGGAUCUUGGUAGCGUUGACAGGGCAGAGUAUGUCAUUACAUCAAGACAAGAAGCAUUGGCUCUUCAAGAGAAAUGCGCUCAAGAAUGUACUGCAGCUUAUAGAGCUCCAGAACUUUUUGAUGUGCCUUCUGAAUGCCUCAUCAAUUCCAAAACUGAUGUUUGGUCUUUAGGAUGUACAUUAUAUGCAAUGGCUUACGGAAGCAGUCCUUUCAAUGGCUCCGCUACAGCUGCUAUGAGUGGUCAGAUAAAAAUCCCUUCUGAUAGUUGUUAUUCAAUGGAUUUGAACAAUUUAAUUCUGAGCAUGAUAAAAAUCGAUCCUUCAGAACGACCAACUGUUCGUGCUAUUUUACAGCGUUUGGAAAAUCUUGCACCUUCGUCUACUGAAAUAGCUGAUUUAAUGCACAAUGAUCAAUUUCAAACUACGAGAACUUAGUUUAACUGUAAAAUAGUAAAAUAGAAUAAGAAUCAAUGAUCAACUGAAACUCUCAA